This is a messenger RNA of Insectozyma verbasci, 1506 nucleotides long. The record is from the annotation of a GenBank genome assembly. Lineage: Eukaryota; Fungi; Ascomycota; Pichiomycetes; Serinales; Debaryomycetaceae.
AUGAAUCCAAUUUAUAAGAAGUAUUCAAUAUUAAACUACUUAGCAUUCAAUUAUGCUGGAUUUGCUUCUAUUGCGAUUGUGGUAUUUUUAGUAUCAACUCAACCAUUUUAUAUAAAAGAAGUUAUUGGCAUUGAACCUCAACCUGGAACAACAAAAGAUCAAAAAAUUGGUUAUUUAAUUGGUUUAUUAGGUUUCUUCGAUGAAACGACUUCAAUGAUUUCAGCUCCAUUGAUUGGUACAUUAAAUGAUAAAUUAAAUAGAUUAAAUUAUAGUGGAUCUAAAAUUAUUCAAAGUUCAAGUUUUUUAAUAUUGUCAAUUGCUUUAUUUGGUUAUGGUUUUAUUAAUUCAAGGUUAGUUCCUGAUAUGUUUAUAUUUAGAUGUGUUUUUGCAAUUGGUGUAACUGGAGUUAUGAGUAUGAUAACCGUUUUAUUAAAUGAAUUGACGUUAUCGGAUUUUGAACUUAGAAAAUUAUUAUUUUGGAAGAACCUGGUUGAGUAUCAGCCAGUAGAUGAAAGCAAUCAAGUGGAUGUCAAAACGAAUGGUAAGUUUAGUGCUAUAAUGGGAGUAAGUACUGGGUUAGGUGCAAUUGUAUCAGUUUCUGUAUUAGUCACAUUACCUGUAAAAUUGGCUAAUUCAUGGGAUAUAGAUAUGAAAUGGGGGUUAAAAUAUUCAUAUUUAAUUGUUAUGUUUUUUGCAAUAAUUUCAUUUGCAAUGUUAAUGUUGUUUUUAUACGAUAACAAUAAGAUUCCACAGCAAGAACUAACUUUGGAUGAAGAAAAGAGACCAUAUUUGGAGAUAUUGAAGCAAGGAAUUGAAUUUUCAAAACACAACAAACAAGCUCAAUAUGCUUACGUUGGAGCACUUGUUGCUAGAUCGACAACAGUUGCCACAUCGAUGUUUAUUCCGUUAUUAGUUUAUAAUUGGUAUUAUAACGUUGGUGAUUGUAAAAUAGGAAAUGGAAAUUGGGCAGGUAAAAUAUCAUGUUAUGAUGGUUAUAUAUUCUCUGCAAUUUUAACUGGAGUUGCACAAACUAUUGCUUUAGUAUCUGCUCCUUUAUGGGGUUAUUUAAUUGAUUCUCCAAAAUUUGGCAAAUUUAAAACAUUAGCAUUAUCAGGGUUAAUCGGUGCAAUUGGUAAUUUGGGAUUAAGUUUUAUAAAUAAUGAUUUUAAGAAAUACAAUCCAAAAACUUUCACUUGUUUUUUAUUUGUUAGUAUAAUAGGUUUAUCACAGAUUGGGUUAGUUAUCAGUAGUAUGAGUGUUUUAAGUGCUAUAAAUAAUGCUCAUGAUAUAAUGGGAUCAUUGAGUGGAUUAUACAGUUUUAGUGGAGGAAUUGGAAUUAUGAUUAUAACUUUAGUUGGUGGAUUUAUUUCUGAUUAUUGGAUUUUGGGUCCAUUUUUUAUCUUGGGGUUAUUGAAUUUGCUUAUACUAGUCACUUUUUAUUCAUUCAUGAGAGGUGAAAAUUACAAACAAGAUUUUGAAGAUGAAGAUAAUGGAGUACAUAUUUGA